This is a messenger RNA of Ipomoea nil (Japanese morning glory), 958 nucleotides long. Its product is annotated as proteasome subunit beta type-2-A-like. The record is from RefSeq and is a predicted model, not a curated record. Gene Ontology annotation, molecular function: peptidase activity. Gene Ontology annotation, biological process: proteasomal protein catabolic process. The transcript is spliced from 3 exons. Lineage: Eukaryota; Viridiplantae; Streptophyta; Magnoliopsida; Solanales; Convolvulaceae. Gene Ontology annotation, cellular component: proteasome core complex, beta-subunit complex; nucleus; cytosol. Bases 178 to 801 code for a protein of 207 amino acids.
GAUGAAACCUAUUAUUGCUCUACAAGACGCCAUUUAUGAUUUACCAGCGCAUGAAGCAAACUAUAGAAAUUAAGUGAUUAACCCAAAAUACUUUUCUUACAAGCUUGGAGAGGGAGGGAGUGAUAGAAAUCGCUGAAAAUCAAGAAAAAUCUGCGAGGGAUCUUGUAGAAGAAGAAAAUGGAGUGCGUAUUUGGACUGGUGGGCAACGGUUUUGCACUGGUGGUCGCCGACAGCUCAGCCGUGCACAGCAUCCUCGUCCACAAAUCCAACGAGGACAAAAUCAUGAUCCUCGAUUCUCAUAAACUUAUGGGCGCUAGCGGCGAGGCCGGUGACAGAGUGCAAUUUACGGAGUACAUUCAGAAGAAUGUGGCUCUAUAUCAGUUCCGAAACGGUAUUCCUUUGACGACAGCAGCUGCGGCAAAUUUCACUAGAGGUGAACUCGCCACUGCCCUGCGAAAGAACCCGUAUUCUGUGAAUAUCAUCCUGGCUGGUUAUGACAAGGAAACAGGCCCGUCUCUAUACUACAUUGAUUAUAUUGCCACCCUUCACAAAGUUGACAAAGCAGCAUUUGGUUAUGGUUCCUAUUUCUCGCUUGCCAUGAUGGAUAGGCACUACAAGAAUGACAUGACAUUGGAAGAAGCCAUUGAUUUAGCAGAUAAGUGCAUAAUGGAGAUACGGUCUAGGUUGGUUGUAGCCCCACCGAACUUUGUGAUAAAAAUUGUUGACCAGAAUGGAGCCCGAGAGUACGCAUGGCGUGAAUCUAUCAAAGAUCCCCAUGUUCCUCCUCCAGUGGCUGCAUAACUGGUUGUUAGAGUAUGUUCAAACUGUCUUCAGAGAAUGAGGUGAGCACAAUUUAUCAAGUCAAUUGAAUCUUGAAUUGUUAUUAAGAUUUGGAGCAUUUUUCUCUUGGCUAGAAAUUAUUUUGUUUCAGCUCUAAUGGUUGCCUUAACUUUCAGAA